AAUGCCACGUGUACACACUGCGCAUGCCCGACAGUUUCUACGCUGAUCCUGCUGGGUGAUCCCAACUUCCGGCGAAAGAGGAGAAGCGUCUCACAGUUACUGACGAGGCCUCACCCGUAGCUCGUCCAACGGGGUUUCGAUUUCAGGAGCCAUGGCCCUGUGAUCGCCAGCAAGUUAGCUCGUCAACUUUUUUGUUUUAAAUAAAAGAAAGUAAUAAACGUCGCUGUUAACGACGCUUUGACUGAACGCCACACCGACAGAGCCACAGGUUUGACCGUCACCCCCGCGACUGCCAGCUAGUUAGCUAGCUAAAGACGCAGCUAGCUAUUUAGCCAACCCAGCACCUCUAAAUUAGCUCCUGGUGUCCGUUUCAAGAUGUCAACUGCGGGGUUCAACUCUCAGAAUGGGACUGGGUCGGGACAGGCAUAUGCGAACGGUCCAUCACAGAAUCCAGUUGCCUUACAGCAGCUGCCAGGGGUCAGCUAUGGCAUGACCCACCAACCAAUCUACAAUCCAAUGCAGUCCAAAGCUCCCGUACACCCUGGCCCUGGACUUUACCCCUCUGGCGCAUAUCAGCCUGCUCCCCCAGUCAGCUCCUACCAGCCUGGUCCACCACCAACUUCCUACCAAGCUCCCCCAGGUCAGCCAUUGCUGACCAGGUCUCCAAUGGGUAUUCCUCCAUCACAAACCCCUCCUCAGUCUGCCAGCCCUGGUCCCAGGCUGUCCCAUGCACAGGCCACACCGCCUCCUUCUGCAGCAUCCUCUAGUAGCUACUAUCCAAACCCCCAGCAGCUGCAGCCCAUGGCUCCAUCAUGGCAGUACAACACAGCUCCCCCACCAAUGGGGCCACCCAAUUCCACAAGCACGCCUCCCCGCGGCCCUGUGGCAAAUCAUGUGAACCCAACUUCAAGUUCAACAGUGCCACCGCCACCACUGUCAUCAGCAGCAUACAGCUCAGGCCCCGGGAUGCCCCCUACCAGUCUGCAAGGAUACAACCAGCCAGGCAUGGCAUCUCCACCAAUGAAUCCCAUGGCUUCCCACACAUACCAUCCAAGCAGACCUGCCUAUGGGCCCCCAACUUCAGGACCCCCACCCUCAGGACCCCCACCCACAGGACCCCCACCCACAGGCCCCCCACCCACAGGCCCACCACCAUCUAUAAGACCCACACCACUUCCCACUGGACCCCCAGUGGCCAAUGCCACACCUCCUCCACCCAAAGCUGAUGGAGCUAUGGCCGGCAAUGGUCCCCAAUCAUCAAACAGCUAUAAUCAUGCUGACAACAAAAUGGCUGGUCCUCCCCAGCACGGACCACCUGGUCGGCACUUGGGCCACUACCCCUCCCUCCCCCCUGGGUACCAGAACACAGCGGCUCCACACAAAUCCACCUCCCCCAUGCACCCUGCGAUGCAAAGCGCCACACAGCCUUACACUCAAACACCUCAGCCAUACCAGCAGCCACCUGGUGGCCCAGGGCCGGCCCAACUGAGCCCGUCCUUGGCGGCCAUGAGCCUCCAGUCCAGUACCCCAGAGGCACUAAGAGUUGUCAACCUGCUGCAGGAGAGGAACUUGCUACCACCAAGCCCGACCCCUGCCCCGACACCCUGCCUUCCCCAGGACCUGCAGAAGAUUAACUGCAACCCAGAGGUUUUCCGUUCUACGCUGACCAGCAUCCCUCAGACACAGUCAUUGCUCAAUAAAGCCAAGAUGCCGCUGGGCCUCCUGCUCCACCCAUUCAAAGACCUCACGCAACUUCCUGUGGUGACUUCCAGCACCAUCGUCAGAUGUCGGUCCUGCAGAACGUACAUUAACCCAUUUGUUUCCUUCCUGGACCAGAGGAGGUGGAAGUGCAACCUAUGCUAUCGGGUCAAUGAUGUUCCAGAAGAGUUUAUGUACAACCCAGUCAGCAGAUCGUAUGGAGAACCUCACAAAAGACCCGAGGUCCAGAACGCCACUAUUGAGUUCAUUGCUCCUUCAGAGUAUAUGCUGAGGCCACCACAGCCUGCUGUUUACCUCUUUGUUCUGGACGUAUCCCACAAUGCAGUGGAGACAGGCUACCUGAAUGUGUUCUGUCAGUCGCUGCUGGACAACAUCAACACGCUUCCUGGAGACUCGCGGACAAAGGUAGGCUUCAUCACCUUCGACAGCACCAUCCACUUCUACAAUCUUCAGGAGGGACUUUCUCAGCCUCAGAUGCUCAUUGUGUCUGACAUUGAAGAUAUCUUUUUACCAACACCAGACAGCCUUCUAGUAAACCUCAAUGAAUGCAAAGAACUUGUGCAGGAUCUGCUGAGGAGUCUGCCAAAUUUAUUUCAAAAGACUAUGGAGACUCAAUCUGCCCUGGGAUCAGCUCUGCAAGCAGCCUUCAAGCUGCUGUCGCCCACUGGAGGGCGUAUGUCUGUCUUCCAGACACAACUGCCAAACCUGGGUGUGGGGGCGCUUCAGUCCAGAGAGGACCCCAACCAGCGAGCGUCUGCCAAGGACAUCCAGCAUCUAUCUCCAGCGACAGACUUCUACAAGAAGCUGGCUCUGGACUGCUCUGGUCAGCAGGUGGCUGUUGACCUGUUCCUGCUCAGCGCUCAGUACUGUGAUCUGGCUUCACUUGGCUGUAUUUCGAGAUACUCAUCAGGGAGCGUUUAUUAUUACCCGUCAUACCACCACCAGCACAACCCUGCUCAGGUGGAGUGCUUCCAGAAGGAUCUGAAGAGAUACUUAACCAGGAAGAUCGGCUUUGAGGCCGUCAUGAGGAUACGCUGCACUAAAGGUCUGUCCAUCCACACGUUCCACGGAAACUUCUUUGUGCGCUCCACAGAUCUGUUGUCCCUCCCUAACGUGAACCCAGACGCUGGCUUUGCUGUUCAAAUGUCCAUCGAGGAAAAUCUGGACGACAUGCAGGCUGUCUCUUUUCAGGCCGCCCUGCUUUACACCUCCAGCAAAGGAGAAAGGAGGAUUCGUGUCCACACCUUGUGUCUCCCUGUGGUCAACUCUCUUUCAGAUAUCUUUUCUGGGGCAGAUGUUCAGGCCAUCACUGGGCUGCUAGCUUGCAUGGCUGUGGAUCGUUCAGUGGCGGCCAGUCUGAGUGACGCCAGAGAUGCGAUGACCAACGCUGCUAUUGACUCGCUGUCGUCAUACCGACAGUCUGUGUUGACCAUCCAGCAGCCCGGCCUACUGGCCCCGGCCUGCCUCAGACUCUUCCCCCUUUUCGUCCUCGCCCUGCUCAAACAGAAAGCCUUCAGGACGGGCACCAGCACCAGACUGGAUGACCGAGUGUUUGCCAUGUGUCAGCUGAAGUACCAGCCACUGGUCUACACCUUGCUGAUGAUACAUCCUGCUCUGUACCGCAUCGACGACCUGACCGAUGAGGGAGCUUUGAACAUCAACGAGCGGACAAUCCCUCAGCCCAGAGUGCAGCAGCUGUCUGUGGAGAAGCUCAGCAGGGAUGGAGCUUUCCUCAUGGACGCUGGAUUAGUCAUUUAUCUGUGGAUCGGACGAAACUGCCAUCCCAACUUCCUCUCACAAGUCCUGGGAGUUCCCAGCUAUGCUGCCGUGCCUGAAAACUUGUAUAUGCUCCCAGAGCUGGACACUGCCGAGUCGCAGAGAACCAGGGCUUUCGUUGGCUGGCUGAGGGAUCAGAGGCCGUUCUUCCCCUCUUUGCAUGUCAUCAGGGACGAGAGCCAGCUGAAAGCCAGCUUUAUGCAGAACAUGAUCGAGGACCGAACAGAGUCCGCCCUGUCGUACUACGAGUUCCUGCUCCACCUCCAACAGCAAAUCUCCAAAUAAUCUUCAGUGGGACUGUGGAAAUGAAGGAACGCUGAAGCAAGGAUGCCCAUCAGUGUAUGUGUGUGCGUAUAUAUGUAUAUGAUGUGUGUGUGUGUGUGUGUGUGUGUGUGGCUGACUCAAGGAUGCCUCUUGCUCCAUUUCCAGCUGUGAUCCACCAUCUCCGAGGAAAAACCUGCGCUGAACUGAUGUGAAGUGUCACUCAAAUCAAACAAUGUGGCAGACAAUGCAAAGACAGUCUGACAAGGAAUCAUGUUUGAUGCUUUUUUGGAACUUUUUACCCAGCUGAAGCGAUGCAUCGGAAGAAAAAUCAGCAAGAAAUCCACACCGACGAUAAUAAGUUUGUUUGUCAGUGAUCGAAAGGUUCAGUGUUUAUUCUCAUAGAACAUUGCUGUCUGACUAAGGUAGUGCUUGGAUAGUUGCAGGAAAGCGAGGGUGUCAUGUGUUUUUGUUCCAAGAGCACACUCGUCUUUACCAAAUCAAAUCAAACGUAUGUAUGUUCGUAUGCGUGUCUGCUUCAGGUUUCUAAGGAGGGUUUGUGUGUCUGCGCUUGAAGACUGUUAUUGGGUGUCACCUGGAGUAUUUGCAUACAGAACACCUGAGCUCUAACAACACUCUGAUAUCAUACCUAAAAGACAGAAGGUGUGCUUUUUUAUUUCUCAGUCAUUUUAAGUGUGUGUGUCGAACAAACCCAUAGACACUGUCGGUAACAGGCUGAAGUGUGUGGAGGCGGAUGGAGCUCUCUGUCACCGCUGCCUUGAAUGUGUGGACUCAGCAGUGAAAAGUAAUUUCAUUGGUCUGAUCUGACAUCUUCUCCCUCUCUGGACAGGCAGAACACCUCUGAUGACAUCGUUGUUCUAUUUGUUUAUUUCUUUUUUUCCGAUUGUUUAAUUUAUGAGACUCCCAAUCUGAUUAAAUUCUAUAAUUGCCUUGUAUGGGAACUCACUUUUAUUAUAGAACCUCUGUUUAAAUACAGACUCUACAUAUAAAAUAUUUUAAUAUAAUAGGAUAUGGGAAAUUCUUUAACACAGACAUAACAAAGCCAUUGUUUUAACCAUGCUUAUUGAUACUUGUAUAUGAAGAGACUGCAUUAUAUGAAAGUGACAAAAUGCGGAUGAUUUUAGAUAAAUAUCAAGGUGACAUGACGCUAAGAAAAUAAAAUGUUUGGCACUUUUUAAAUGUAGUUUGUGUGUUGGUGGCUUAACAGUGUUUAUUCAGUGGAAAUGAAGACGAAAAACCACAAUAUGGACCAAUAUUGUCAAUAUUUCUCUAGACUGGGGUUGAACAGAAGGUUUUUGAUUUGGUCUGAUUUCAUACACGGUUUGUAAUCUAUGUAUUAUAUAAGCAGAAAUGUAUUUAGGAGCAAACAUAUGUUUUGGUCUUCAUGCACAAAAUUGUCUUUCAUAAAAAACUGAUCAAAAUAAAACUAUAGCCUGUGUUUGUACAGAGUAAAUCACA
Paralichthys olivaceus (Japanese flounder) is the source of this 5235-nucleotide messenger RNA. RefSeq names its product SEC24 homolog A, COPII coat complex component (gene sec24a). The record is from RefSeq and is a predicted model, not a curated record. Gene Ontology annotation, cellular component: endoplasmic reticulum exit site; COPII vesicle coat. Lineage: Eukaryota; Metazoa; Chordata; Actinopteri; Pleuronectiformes; Paralichthyidae. Gene Ontology annotation, molecular function: zinc ion binding; SNARE binding. Gene Ontology annotation, biological process: intracellular protein transport; COPII-coated vesicle cargo loading; endoplasmic reticulum to Golgi vesicle-mediated transport.